Octodon degus (degu) is the source of this 12469-nucleotide messenger RNA. RefSeq names its product zinc finger homeobox 3 (gene Zfhx3). Gene Ontology annotation, cellular component: nucleus. NCBI's taxonomy places the organism in Eukaryota, Metazoa, Chordata, Mammalia, Rodentia, Octodontidae. The record is from RefSeq and is a predicted model, not a curated record. Gene Ontology annotation, molecular function: DNA-binding transcription factor activity, RNA polymerase II-specific; zinc ion binding; RNA polymerase II cis-regulatory region sequence-specific DNA binding. The transcript is spliced from 11 exons. Bases 346 to 11676 code for a protein of 3776 amino acids. Gene Ontology annotation, biological process: regulation of transcription by RNA polymerase II; regulation of neuron differentiation; brain development.
CCCCGUGGGUGAAUCCCCGCCGCGCCCCGGGGACCUCCCUCCGGGCGGGCGCCGCCGACCUGCAGCCCGGCCUGGCCCGGCACCAUGAGCCCCCCUCCCCUGACGCCGGGUCCCGGGCUCCUGGCCGGCAGCACUGCGGAGCCCCGGGGGCAGCGGGAGGUGGGGAGAAUGCCGCCUGGGGCGGGUGAGUUCGGGGCUGCGGUGUCGCUGGAAUUUCCCAUUGUCGCGCACAGUGGCGCGGCCCCCGGACCUGCGAGUGCCUCCUCCCUCUGGAGGUGUGCGGAGGCUUUGUGUGCCAGGUCCAAUCCGUACUGGGUGCAAUGAAAGCUCCACGCAGGCCUUACCAUGGAAGGCUGUGACUCGCCCGUCGUCUCGGGGAAGGACAAUGGGUGCGGUAUCCCUCAGCACCGGCAAUGGACUGAACUCAACAGCACCCACCUCCCCGACAAACCCAGUAGCAUGGAGCAGCCCACAGGCGAGAGCCACGGGCCCCUGGACGGCCUGAGGGCCCCCUUCAAUGAGCGCCUGGCGGAAAGCAGCGCGCCCUCGGCCGGGCCGCCCGCUGAGCCGGCCAGCAAGGAGGUCAGCUGCAACGAGUGCUCGGCCUCCUUCGCCAGCCUGCAGACCUACAUGGAGCACCACUGCCCGGGCACGCGCGCCCCGCCGCCCCUGCGAGAGGAGAGCACCAGCGACACCAGCGAGGAGGGCGAGGAGGAGAGUGAUGUGGAGAACCUGGCGGGCGAGAUCGUCUACCAGCCCGAUGGCUCCGCGUACAUCGUGGAGAGCCUGAGCCAGCUGGCCCAGAGCGGGGCGGCGGGCGGCAGCAGUAGCGGCAGCGGGCCUCUCCCCUCGCUCUUCUUGAACUCGCUCCCCGGGGCGGGGGGCAAGCAGGGGGACCCUUCUUGUGCUGCACCCGUCUACCCGCAGAUCAUCAACACUUUCCACAUAGCCUCAUCCUUCGGGAAAUGGUUUGAGGGCUCAGACCAGGCCUUCCCGAAUACCUCAGCCCUGGCGGGGCUCAGCCCCGUUCUGCACAGCUUCCGCGUUUUUGACGUGCGACACAAAAGCAACAAGGAUUACCUGAACAGCGACGGUUCUGCCAAAAGCUCCUGUGUAUCCAAAGAUGUUCCCAACAAUGUGGACCUGUCCAAAUUCGAUGGCUUUGUGCUCUACGGCAAGAGGAAGCCCAUCCUGAUGUGCUUCUUGUGCAAACUCUCCUUCGGGUACGUCCGUUCGUUUGUGACCCACGCGGUACACGACCAUCGAAUGACCCUGAGUGAAGAUGAGCGGAAAAUUCUUAGCAAUAAGAACAUCUCCGCUAUCAUUCAAGGGAUUGGCAAAGACAAAGAACCCCUUGUAAGUUUUCUGGAACCAAAAACCAAAAACUUUCAACACCCUUUAGUUUCCACAGCUAACCUCAUAGGCCCCGGACACAGUUUUUAUGGUAAAUUUAGUGGCAUUCGAAUGGAAGGGGAGGAGGCUCUCCCGGCCGGCUCUGCUGCCGGCCCCGAGCAGCCCCAGUCUGGUCUCUUGACCCCCAGUACCCUCUUGAACCUUGGCGGGCUCACCAGCUCGGUCCUGAAGACCCCCAUUACCUCAGUCCCCCUGGGGCCUCUGGCUCCCAGUCCUACCAAAUCCUCAGAGGGCAAGGACUCUGGGGCAGCUGAAGGAGAGAAGCAAGAAGUGGGUGAUCCCGAUUGCUUCUCCGAGAAAGCAGAGCCAGCCGAGGAGGAGGAGGUGGAGGAGGAAGAAGAGGAAGAAGAGGCGGAAGAGGAGGAGGAAGAGGAAGAGGAGGAAGAGGAGGAGGAGGAAGAGGAGGGCUGCAAAGGACUCUUUCCAAGUGAAUUGGACGACGAGCUGGAGGACAGGCCCUCCGAGGAGUCUGGGGCAGCAGCAGGUGGUAGCCGCAAAAAGGACCUUGCUCUCUCAAACCAAAGCAUUUCUAACUCCCCCUUAAUGCCUAAUGUGCUCCAGACCUUGUCGAGGGGCACAGCUUCUACUAGUUCUAAUUCUGCUUCUUCCUUUGUUGUCUUUGAUGGUGCGAACAGGAGGAAUCGUUUAAGCUUUAACAGUGAGGGCGUCAGGGCCAAUGUGGCAGAGGGCAGCAGGAGGCUGGACUUCGCUGAUGAAAGUGCCAAUAAAGACAAUGCCACAGCACCAGAACCAAAUGAAAGCACAGAGGGUGACGAUGGGGGCUUCGUCCCGCAUCACCAGCACGCUGGCUCCCUCUGCGAGCUUGGGGUUGGGGAGUGCCCUUCGGGGAGUGGUGUAGAGUGCCCCAAAUGUGACACGGUCCUGGGCUCCUCCCGCUCGCUGGGUGGCCACAUGACCAUGAUGCAUUCUCGCAACUCGUGUAAGACACUCAAGUGCCCCAAGUGCAACUGGCACUAUAAGUACCAGCAGACGCUGGAGGCACACAUGAAGGAGAAACACCCGGAGCCGGGGGGCUCCUGCGUCUACUGCAAAAGCGGGCAGCCCCACCCCCGGUUGGCACGAGGUGAGAGCUACACUUGUGGUUACAAGCCUUUCCGCUGCGAGGUGUGUAACUACUCUACAACUACCAAAGGCAACCUCAGUAUUCAUAUGCAGUCCGACAAGCAUCUCAACAACAUGCAGAACCUGCAGAAUGGCGGGGGGGAGCAGGUGUUCAGCCAUACUGCUGGGGCGGCGGCGGCAGCGGCAGCGGCGGCAGCUGCAGCAGCCAAUAUCAGUAGUUCCUGUGGGGCCCCCUCGCCUACCAAACCAAAAACCAAACCCACGUGGCGGUGUGAGGUGUGCGAUUAUGAGACCAACGUGGCUAGGAACCUCCGCAUCCACAUGACCAGCGAGAAGCACAUGCACAACAUGAUGUUGCUGCAGCAGAACAUGACCCAAAUCCAGCACAACCGCCACCUGGGCCUUGGCAGCCUGCCCUCGCCCGCGGAGGCCGAGCUCUACCAGUACUACCUGGCCCAGAACAUGAGCCUGCCCAACCUGAAGAUGGACAGCGCCGCCUCGGACGCCCAGUUCAUGAUGAGCGGAUUCCAGCUGGAGCCCGCGGGGCCCAUGGCUGCCGUGACACCUGCUCUAGUGGGCGGUGAGAUCCCCCUAGACAUGCGGCUUGGGGGCGGGCAGCUGGUGUCGGAGGAGCUGAUGAACCUGGGCGAGAGCUUCAUCCAGACCAACGACCCGUCCCUCAAGCUCUUCCAGUGCGCCGUCUGCAACAAGUUCACGACGGACAACCUGGACAUGCUGGGGCUGCACAUGAACGUGGAGCGCAGCCUUGCGGAGGACGAGUGGAAGGCGGUGAUGGGCGACUCGUACCAGUGCAAGCUCUGCCGCUACAACACCCAGCUCAAGGCCAACUUCCAGCUGCACUGCAAGACGGACAAGCACGUGCAGAAGUACCAGCUGGUGGCCCACAUCAAGGAGGGUGGCAAGGCCAACGAGUGGAGGCUCAAGUGUGUGGCCAUUGGCAACCCCGUGCACCUCAAGUGCAAUGCCUGCGACUACUACACCAACAGCCUGGAGAAGCUGCGGCUGCACACGGUCAACUCCAGGCAUGAGGCCAGCCUGAAGCUGUACAAGCACCUGCAGCAGCAUGAGAGCGGCGUGGAGGGCGAGAGCUGCUACUACCACUGUGUCCUGUGCAACUACUCCACCAAGGCCAAGCUCAACCUCAUCCAGCACGUGCGCUCCAUGAAGCACCAGCGCAGUGAGAGCCUGCGCAAGCUGCAGCGGCUGCAGAAAGGCCUUCCGGAAGAGGACGAGGACCUGGGGCAGAUCUUCACCAUCCGAAAGUGUCCCUCCACUGACCCAGAAGAAGCCAUUGAAGAUGUUGAAGGCCCUAGUGAGACAGCUGCUGAUUCAGAGGAGCUUGCUAAAGACCAGGAGAGUGGAGGCGAGAAAGACCAGAACAAGUGGACAGCCUCAUCCAGCCAAGCAGAGAAGGAGCUGACGGAUUCUCCUGCUGCCUCCAAACGCAUCUCCUUCCCAGGUAGUUCGGAGUCUCUGCUCUCUUCCAAGCGACCAAAAACAUCUGAGGAGCUCAAGCCAGAGCAGAUGUACCAGUGCCCCUACUGCAAGUACAGCAACGCUGAUGUGAACCGGCUGCGGGUGCAUGCCAUGACCCAGCACUCAGUGCAGCCCAUGCUCCGCUGCCCCCUGUGCCAGGACAUGCUCAACAACAAGAUCCACCUUCAGCUGCACCUCACCCACCUCCACAGCGUGGCCCCGGACUGCGUGGAGAAGCUCAUCAUGACGGUGACCACCCCUGAGAUGGUGAUGCCCAGCAGCAUGUUUCUCCCAGCAGCCGUUCCAGAUCGAGAUGGGAAUCCCAAUUUGGAAGAGGCAGGAAAGCAGCCUGAAACCUCAGAGGAUCUGGGAAAAACACUCUUGCCGUCUGCAAGCACAGAGCACGGUGGAGAUUUAAAACCCUCUUCUGCUGAUCCAGGCUCUGUAAGAGAAGACUCAGGCUUUCUCUGCUGGAAAAAGGGGUGCAACCAGGUUUUCAAAACUUCUGCUGCUCUUCAGACUCAUUUUAAUGAGGUGCAUGCCAAGAGGCCUCAGCUGCCUGUGUCAGAUCGCCAUGUGUACAAGUACCGCUGUAACCAGUGCAGCCUGGCGUUCAAGACAAUUGAGAAGUUGCAGCUCCAUUCUCAGUACCAUGUGAUCAGAGCUGCCACCAUGUGCUGUCUCUGUCAGCGUAGUUUCCGAACUUUCCAGGCUCUGAAAAAACACCUCGAGACAAGCCACCUGGAGCUGAGUGAGGCUGACAUCCAGCAACUUUAUGGUGGCCUUCUGGCCAACGGGGACCUGCUGGCCAUGGGAGAUCCCACCCUGGCUGAAGACCAUACCAUAAUUGUGGAAGAAGACAAGGAGGAGGAAAGUGACUUGGAAGACAAACAAAGCCCAACAGGCAGUGACUCUGGGUCAGUACAAGAGGAUUCAGGCUCAGAGCCCAAGAGAGCUCUACCUUUCAGAAAAGGCCCCAACUUUACCAUGGAAAAGUUUCUAGACCCUUCUCGCCCUUACAAGUGUACUGUCUGUAAGGAGUCUUUCACGCAGAAGAAUAUCCUGCUCGUGCACUACAAUUCUGUCUCCCACCUACAUAAGUUAAAAAGAGCCCUUCAGGAAUCUGCAACUGGUCAGCCAGAGCCCACCAGCAGCCCAGACAAUAAACCUUUCAAGUGUAAUACUUGUAAUGUGGCCUAUAGCCAGAGCUCAACUCUGGAGAUCCACAUGAGGUCUGUGUUGCACCAAACCAAAGCCAGGGCAGCCAAGCUGGAAGCUGCAAGUGGAAGCAGCAAUGGGCCUGGGAACAGUAGCGGUGUCUCCCUGAGCUCCUCCAUACCAAGUCCUGUGAGUACCAGUGGCAGUAACACCUUGACCACCACCAAUCCAAGCAGUGCUGGCAUCGCACCAAGCUCCAGUUUACUGAGCCAAGUGCCCACUGACAGCGUUGGGUUGCCGCCUCUAGGGAACCCUAUUGGUGCCAGCAUUGCUUCUCCUUCAGAGCCCAAGGAGACCAAUCGGAAGAAGCUGGCAGAUAUGAUUGCAUCCAGGCAGCAGCAGCAACAGCAGCAGCAGCAGCAGCAACAACAACAGCAGCAGCAGCAACAGCAGCAGCAGCAGCAAGCACAGACACUGGCCCAGGCUCAGGCUCAAGUUCAGGCUCACUUACAGCAGGAGCUGCAGCAGCAGGCCGCCCUUAUCCAGUCGCAGCUCUUUAACCCCACCCUCCUUCCUCACUUCCCCAUGACCACUGAGACACUGCUGCAACUGCAGCAGCAGCAGCACCUUCUCUUCCCUUUCUAUAUCCCCAGUGCUGAGUUCCAGCUCAACCCUGAGGUGAGCUUGCCAGUGACCAGCGGGGCACUGACACUGACAGGGACUGGCCCGGGCCUCCUGGAAGAUCUGAAGGCUCAGGUUCAGAUCCCGCAGCAGAGUCACCAACAGAUCCUGCAGCAGCAGCAGCAGCAGCAGCAGCAACAGCAGCAGCAGCAGCAACAACAACAGCAGCAGCAGCAGCAGCAGCAACAGCAGCAAAGUCAACUCACUCUGUCCCAGAGCCACUCUGCUCUCCUUCAGCCAAGCCAGCACUCAGAGAAGAAAAACAAAUUGGUCAUUAAAGAGAAGGAAAAAGAAAGCCAGAGAGAGAGGGAGGGUGUGGAGGGGGGAGAGGGCAACACGGGUCCGAAGGAAUUGUUGCCAGACACCUUGAAGGCCAAAGAAAAGAAGGAGCUGGCACCAGGGGGUGGUUCUGAGCCAUCUAUGCUUCCUCCGCGCAUUGCCUCAGACGCCAGGGGGAAUGCCACCAAGGCCUUGCUGGAGAACUUUGGCUUUGAGCUGGUCAUUCAGUACAAUGAGAACAAGCAGAAGGUGCAGAAGAAGAAUGGGAAGACGGAACAGGGAGAGAACCUGGAGAAGCUUGAGUGCGACUCCUGUGGCAAGCUGUUUUCCAACAUCUUGAUCUUGAAGAGUCAUCAGGAGCACGUGCAUCAGAAUUACUUUCCCUUUAAACAGCUCGAGAGGUUUGCCAAGCAGUACCGAGAGCACUAUGACAAACUCUACCCCUUACGGCCCCAGACCCCAGAGCCCCCGCCCCCGCCCCCGCCCCCNCCCCCACCCCCGCUUCCCGCAGCGCCCCCUCAGCCAGCCUCCGCCCCGGCCAUCCCUGCGUCAGCCCCGCCUAUCACUUCACCAACCAUCGCACCAGCCCAGCCUUCCGUGCCACUCACCCAGCUCUCUAUGCCGAUGGAGCUGCCCAUCUUCUCCCCACUGAUGAUGCAGACCAUGCCACUGCAGACUUUGCCGGCUCAGCUGCCCCCUCAGCUCGGCCCUGUGGAGCCUCUGCCCGCAGACCUGGCUCAGCUCUAUCAGCAUCAGCUCAAUCCAACCCUGCUCCAGCAGCAGAACAAGAGGCCUCGCACCAGAAUCACGGAUGACCAGCUCCGAGUGCUCCGGCAGUAUUUCGACAUUAACAAUUCCCCCAGUGAAGAACAGAUCAAAGAGAUGGCCGACAAGUCCGGGCUGCCCCAGAAGGUGAUCAAGCACUGGUUCAGGAACACUCUCUUCAAAGAGCGGCAGCGUAACAAGGACUCACCUUACAACUUCAGCAAUCCCCCCAUCACCAGCCUGGAGGAGCUCAAGAUUGACUCUCGGCCUCCUUCCCCAGAGCCUCAAAAGCAGGAGUACUGGGGAAGCAAGAGAUCAUCAAGAACAAGGUUCACUGACUACCAACUUCGAGUCCUCCAGGACUUCUUUGAUGCCAAUGCUUACCCAAAGGAUGAUGAAUUUGAGCAACUCUCUAACUUACUGAACCUUCCAACCCGAGUCAUUGUGGUGUGGUUCCAGAAUGCCCGACAGAAGGCCAGGAAAAAUUAUGAGAAUCAGGGAGAGGGCAAAGAUGGAGAGCGGCGUGAGCUUACAAAUGACAGGUAUAUUCGAACAAGCAACUUGAACUACCAGUGCAAAAAGUGCAGUCUGGUGUUUCAGCGCAUCUUUGAUCUCAUCAAGCACCAGAAGAAGCUGUGCUAUAAGGAUGAGGAUGAGGAAGGCCAGGAGGACAGCCAGAAUGAGGACUCCCUGGAUGCCAUGGAGAUCCUCACACCAACCAGCUCCUCUUGUAGUACCCCGAUGCCUUCUCAGGCUUACAGUGCCCCAGUACCAUCAGCCAAUCCAGCUCCCUCUGCCUUCCUGCAGCUCACAGCAGAGGCCGACGAGCUGGCCACCUUUAAUUCAAAAACAGAAGCAAGUGAUGAGAAACCAAAGCAAGCCGAACCUCCCAGUGCUCAGCCAAACCAAACCCAAGAAAAGCAAGGACAACCAAAGCUGGAGCUUCAGCCACAAGACCAUCCUGAACAGAAGACAACCGUGCCCCAGCCAAAGCUCCCUCAGCUGGCUGCCCCUCCUUCCUUAGCACAGCCUCCUCCACAGGCACCUCCUCCUCAGUGCCCCUUGCCUCAGUCGAGCCCCAGUCCCUCUCAGCUCUCCCAUCUGCCCCUCAAACCUCUCCACACAUCAACGCCUCAACAACUGGCCAACUUACCUCCUCAGCUCAUCCCCUACCAGUGUGACCAGUGUAAGUUGGCAUUUCCAUCGUUUGAGCACUGGCAAGAGCAUCAGCAGCUUCACUUCUUGAGUGCGCAGAACCAGUUCAUCCACCCACAGUUCCUGGACAGGUCACUGGACAUGCCUUUCAUGCUGUUCGACCCCAGUAACCCCCUCCUGGCCAGCCAGCUGCUCUCUGGAGCCAUACCUCAGAUUCCAGCAAGUUCUGCCACUUCGCCCUCCACACCAACCUCCACGAUGAACACUCUGAAGAGGAAGUUGGAGGAAAAGGCCAGUGCAAGCCCUGGUGAAAAUGACAGCGGCACAGGAGGAGAAGAGCCUCAGAGAGACAAACGUUUGAGGACAACUAUUACACCAGAGCAGCUGGAAAUUCUGUACCAAAAGUAUCUGCUGGACUCCAACCCAACUCGAAAGAUGCUGGAUCACAUUGCGCAUGAGGUGGGUUUGAAGAAACGUGUGGUGCAAGUCUGGUUUCAGAACACUCGAGCUCGGGAGCGGAAAGGACAGUUCCGGGCUGUGGGCCCAGCGCAGGCCCACAGGAGAUGCCCUUUUUGCAGAGCGCUUUUCAAAGCCAAGACUGCCCUCGAGGCUCAUAUCCGGUCUCGUCACUGGCACGAAGCCAAGAGAGCUGGCUAUAACCUAACUCUGUCAGCGAUGCUCUUAGACUGUGAUGGUGGGCUCCAGAUGAAAGGAGAUAUUUUUGAUGGAACUAGCUUUUCCCACCUUCCCCCAAGCAGUAGUGAUGGUCAGGGUGUCCCCUUGUCACCUGUGAGUAAAACCAUGGAGUUGUCUCCCAGAACUCUUCUCAGCCCUUCCUCCAUCAAAGUGGAAGGGAUCGAAGACUUUGAAAGCCCUUCCAUGUCCUCAGUUAAUCUAAACUUUGACCAAACUAAGCUGGACAACGAUGACUGUUCCUCUGUCAACACGGCAAUCACAGACACCACGACAGGAGAUGAGGGCAAUGCGGAUAAUGACAGUGCGACGGGAAUAGCAACUGAAACCAAAUCUUCUGCGCCUAGUGAAGGACUGACCAAAGCAGCCAUGAUGGCAAUGUCUGAGUAUGAAGAUCGGUUGUCAUCCGGCCUGGUCAGCCCAGCCCCAAGCUUUUAUAGCAAGGAAUAUGACAACGAAGGCACAGUGGACUACAGUGAAACCUCAAGUCUUGCAGACCCCUGUUCCCCAAGUCCUGGUGCGAGUGGGUCUGCAGGCAAAUCUGGUGACAGUGGGGAUCGGCCUGGGCAGAAACGUUUUCGCACUCAGAUGACCAAUCUGCAGCUGAAGGUCCUCAAGUCAUGCUUUAAUGACUAUAGGACACCCACUAUGCUAGAGUGUGAGGUCCUGGGCAAUGACAUUGGACUGCCAAAGAGAGUCGUUCAGGUCUGGUUUCAGAAUGCCCGGGCAAAAGAAAAGAAGUCCAAGUUAAGCAUGGCCAAGCAUUUUGGUAUAAACCAAACGAGUUAUGAGGGACCCAAAACAGAGUGCACUUUGUGUGGCAUCAAGUACAGCGCUCGGCUGUCUGUACGUGACCAUAUCUUUUCCCAACAGCAUAUCUCCAAAGUUAAAGACACCAUUGGAAGCCAGUUGGACAAGGAGAAAGAGUACUUUGACCCAGCCACUGUACGUCAGUUGAUGGCUCAACAAGAGCUGGACCGGAUUAAAAAGGCCAAUGAGGUCCUUGGACUGGCAGCUCAGCAGCAGGGGAUGUUUGACAACACCCCUCUGCAGGCUCUGAACCUUCCCGCAGCGUAUCCUGCGCUCCAGGGCAUUCCUCCUGUGUUGCUCCCAGGCCUCAACAGCCCCUCCUUGCCAGGCUUUACUCCAUCCAACACAGCUUUAACGUCUCCUAAACCGAACUUGAUGGGUCUGCCCGGCACAACAGUUCCUUCCCCUGGCCUCCCCACAUCUGGAUUACCAAAUAAGCCGUCCUCAGCGUCACUGAGCUCCCCGACCCCAGCACAAGCCACAAUGGCGUUGGCCCCUCAGCAGCACCCCCAACCCCAGCAGCAGCAGCAGCAGCAGCAGCAGCAGCAACAGCAGCAGCCGCCACCGCCACCACAGGUGCAGCAGCCUCCCCCACCUCCAGCAGCCCAGCCGCCACCCACACCACAGCUUCCACCUCAACAGCCACGCAAAGACAGUGAGAAAGUAAAGGAGAAGGAAAAGGCACACAAAGGAAAAGGUGAACCCCUGCCUGUCCCCAAGAAGGAGAAAGGAGAGGCCCCUACAGCGGCUGCAGCCACCAUCUCAGCCCCACUGCCCUCUAUGGAGUAUGCAGUGGACCCUGCCCAGCUGCAGGCCCUGCAGGCAGCCUUGACUUCAGACCCCACAGCAUUGCUCACGAGCCAGUUCCUUCCUUACUUUGUACCAGGCUUUUCUCCUUACUACGCCCCCCAGAUCCCUGGCGCCCUGCAGAGUGGGUACCUGCAGCCUAUGUAUGGCAUGGAAGGCCUAUUCCCCUACAGCCCUGCACUGUCGCAGGCCCUGAUGGGGCUGUCCCCGGGCUCCCUACUGCAGCAGUACCAGCAAUACCAGCAGAGUCUGCAGGAGGCCAUCCAGCAGCAGCAGCAGCGGCAACUACAGCAGCAGCAGCAGCAGCAGCAGCAGCAGCAGCAGCAGCAGCAGCAGCAGCAGCAGCAGCAGCAGCAGCAGCAGCAACAGCAGCAGCAGCAGCAGCAGCAGCAGCAGCAGCAGCAGCAGCAACAGCAGCAGCAGCAGCAGCAGCGGCAGCCCAAAGCAAGCCAAACCCCAGUCCCCCAGGGGGCUGCUUCCCCAGACAAAGACCCUGCCAAAGAAUCCCCCAAACCAGAAGAGCAGAAAAACGCCCCCCGUGAGGUGUCCCCCCUCCUGCCGAAACCCCCUGAAGAGCCAGAAGCAGAAAGCAAAAGUGCGGACUCCCUCUACGACCCCUUCAUUGUUCCAAAGGUGCAGUACAAGUUGGUCUGCCGCAAGUGCCAGGCGGGCUUCGGCGACGAGGAGGCGGCGAGGAGCCACCUGAAGUCCCUCUGCUUCUUCGGCCAGUCUGUGGCGAACCUGCAAGAGAUGGUGCUUCACGUCCCCACCGGCAGCGGUGGUGGUGGCGGCGGCGGCGGCUCAUACCACUGCCUGGCGUGCGAGAGCGCGCUGUGUGGGGAGGAAGCUCUGAGUCAACAUCUCGAGUCGGCCUUGCACAAACACAGAACAAUCACGAGAGCAGCAAGAAACGCCAAAGAGCACCCUAGUUUAUUACCUCACUCUGCCUGCUUCCCCGAUCCUAGCACCGCAUCUACCUCGCAGUCUGCCGCUCGCUCAAACGACAGUCCCCCUCCCCCGUCGGCCGCCGCCCCCCCCUCGUCCGCUUCCCCCCACGCCUCCAGGAAGUCUUGGCCGCAGGUGGUCUCCCGGGCUUCGGCAGCGAAGCCCCCUUCUUUUCCUCCUCUCUCCUCAUCUUCAACGGUUACCUCAAGUUCAUGCAGCACCUCAGGGGUUCAGCCCUCGAUGCCAACAGACGAGUAUUCGGAGUCGUCUGACACGGAUCUCAGCCAAAAGUCCGACGGACCGGCGAGCCCGGUGGAGGGGUCCAAAGACCCCAGCUGCCCCAAGGACAGUGGUCUGACCAGUGUAGGAACGGACACCUUCAGAUUGUAAGCUUUGAAGAUGAACAGUACAAACAAAUGAAUUUAAAUAAAAAAUUAAUAACAAACCAAUUUCAAAAAUAGACUAACUGCAAUUCCAAAGCUUCUAACCAAAAAAUCAAAAAACAAACAAAAAACAAAAAACAAAAAAAAAAAAAAGAAAAAAAAAAAAAAAAAAAAAAGCGUGGGUUGUUUUCCCAUAUACCUAUCUAUGCCGGUGAUUUUACAUUGUCUUUUUUUUUUUCCUUCUUCUUCUUUUAAUAUUUAAAAAACAAAAACCCUAACCCUGUUACAUUGUGUCCUUUUGAAGGUACUAUUGGUCUGGGAAACACACGUCCACAGGGCCUCCCUAAUGUCUUUGGAGCUUAAACCCCUUGUAUAUUUCCCCCUUUUCAAUAAAUGCCCCACCGUGAUAGCACAGAGGAGCCCGGCAUGCACUGUAUGGGAAAGCAGUCCACCUUGUUACAGUUUUAAAUUUCUUGCUGUCUUAGCAUUCAGAUACCAAUGGCUUGCUAAAAGAAAAAAAAAAAAAAAGAAAUGUAAUGUCUUUUUAUUCUCAGGUCAAUCGCUCACACUUUGUUCUGUUUUCAGAAUCAUUGUUUUAUAUAUAUUAUUUUUUUCAGGUUUUCUUUUUGUUGUUGUUGUUCCAGAAAAGAUUUUUUUUGUUGUUGUUUUAAUUUAAAAAUGGGCAGAAAGUAUUCGAGAAAAACAAUGUGAACUGCUUUAGCUUUCUGGGGAUUUUUAAGGAUAGCUUUUCUGCUGAAGCCAAUUGCAAGGGGAAAAGUUAAAACACUCCCACUUUCAGA